CACCCACCCACCCACCUUUCCUGUUUUCGCUUAUUCUGAUUUUUCGGACGGGAGUUGGGCGAGAUCUUUCUUAUUCACUCUGUAUGUUUUUUCUCUUCCUUUUCGAUCGAUUGGGAUCUUUUGGUUUUUGGGGGCAACACUCGUUUUUUUAUCCGGAGAAUUUUCCUUUUCCUUUUUGGUGGUUCUGUUGAACAGCACUCGCUCGCUCAGAUGUUUUGAUCUUUCCCUUCCCAUCUCACUUUCGACGAACGGGGGAAAGAUGCAAAAUACAUGUCAUUCUGUGUCUGCGUGGCUGGCUGGGUUUUUGUUGCUGCUGCGGCGGAGCGGGCGGGGAGCGGAAGGGGGAGGGGGUAUCUAUUCUUCUGUUCUUUUUUUUUCUUGAUGUGCUUUACUUUACUUUACCAUGGCGUUUUGCUUUCCGAUUUUGCUAUAAUGUUUGUGCUUUUUCAGCUAAGCAGCUUCACAUCUUGCGGCUUCCAUGUUUCUUCUUCCUCUUCUUUUUUCUUUUUUGUAUGUUUCGGGCGUUAUUUCUGUUGUUUGGGAAAUUGGGAGAGAGAGAGGUGGAUAGUUUUCCCGAGAUGGAACUUGGAACUGAACUUGGAACUUGGAACUUGACACUGGGAAGUCGCUCUUGUUGCCUUUCUUUUCGCAUACCUAUCCGCCUACCGUACCUACCGUACCUACAUUAAGUACUUGCAACAAUGUGGCAGUGGCAGUGGGCAGCGGUAUCGUGGUGCACUGUAACUGUACAGUCUGUACUUGCUGUGGCUGGGAAUGAGCGCGCUGGCUGUAGCCUGUAGUUAUGUUAUCAUAGCAUGAAGAAGGAACUUCAAGAGCAAGCAAUUGCAAGAUCCAACCACC
Tricharina praecox is the source of this 861-nucleotide messenger RNA. RefSeq lists its product as uncharacterized. The transcript has a single exon. The record is from RefSeq and is a predicted model, not a curated record. NCBI's taxonomy places the organism in Eukaryota, Fungi, Ascomycota, Pezizomycetes, Pezizales, Pyronemataceae. The coding region runs from base 271 to 615 and encodes 114 amino acids.